This is a messenger RNA of Ananas comosus (pineapple), 2026 nucleotides long. RefSeq names its product serine/threonine-protein kinase STY17. The coding region runs from base 363 to 1796 and encodes 477 amino acids. The transcript has 12 exons. Gene Ontology annotation, biological process: protein phosphorylation. Lineage: Eukaryota; Viridiplantae; Streptophyta; Magnoliopsida; Poales; Bromeliaceae. The record is from RefSeq and is a predicted model, not a curated record. Gene Ontology annotation, molecular function: protein kinase activity; ATP binding; protein binding.
CCAAAAGCAUUUAUAGCCUCCUUAAUUUUAGGGCACGAACCCUUUCCCCCUCCGCUCCCUCCCCUGCUUCUUCUCCUCACCUCCCCUCAAUCUCUCUCUCUCUCUCUCUCUCUCUCUCGACCUCUUCCUCUUCCUCUUCCCCUCGUUCUCGAUCCCAAUUAGGGUUCCCCGGGGCUCCAUUUCGAGCUCCCAAUCUCCCCCUUCCAACCGGGCUCCCUUUUGUAACAAAGAUCCAAUUUUCACUACUUUUUACUAACUUCUCUUCUUUGAUUCGCCGUCGGGAAGAUGUGAUCGAGGUUUCAGAUUCAUAUCCCGAGGAUUUUCGGAUUUGAGGUGUUGAAGUCGAGAAAUCGGGGGUGGGGAUGGAGGUCGCGAAGCGCGCGAUCAGGCGCCAAUUCUCGACGGGCUCGAUUAAGAAGAGUGGCAAGCUGGGCUUCCGGCGGAACCUCUCAUUCGAUCCGAGGCUGAGCAAGGCGGUCCGGUUCACCUUCGGGCGGCAAUCGUCAAUGGACCCGAACCGGCAGCAGGGCCGGAGCCCCGCCGCGGGGGGCGGCGCCGCGCUGGAGGAGCUGACGGUGCCGGAGAACCUCGACUCGACAAUGCAGCUCCUGUUCAUGGCGUGCCAGGGCGACGCCAAGGGCGUCGAGGAGCUCCUAAGGGAAGGGAUCGACGUGAAUAGUAUCAAUCUCGACGGGAGGACGGCGCUCCACAUCGCCGCGUGCGAGGGGCGCUUCGACGUCGUCAAGCUUCUGCUGAGCUGGAGGGCCAAUAUCGAUGCCAGAGAUCGGUGGGGGAGCACGGCCGCAGCUGAUGCCAAGUACUAUGGACAUGUCGAAGUCUACAAUAUAUUAAAAUCUCGAGGAGCAAAACUUCCGAAAAUCAGGAAGACUCCCAUGGUGGUUUCUAAUCCACGAGAGGUCCCGGAGUAUGAGCUGAACCCCGGAGAGCUUCAAUUCCGCCGAGGUGAAGAGGUCAUGAGGGGCACAUACCAAGUCGCAAAGUGGAACGGGACAAAGGUUUCCGUCAAAAUACUCGACAAACAAUGCUAUUCGGAUCCAGAGAGCAUAAAUGCUUUUAAGCAUGAGCUAACACUGUUGGAAAAGGUGCGGCACCCCAAUGUUGUUCAGUUUGUCGGAGCCGUCACUCAAAAUGUACCCAUGAUGAUUGUUUCAGAGUAUCAUCCGAAAGGUGAUUUAGCAUGCUAUCUUCAGAAGAAAGGGAAGUUGCAGCCUCAUAAGGUUCUGAAAUUUGCUCUCGAUAUCGCCAGGGGCAUGAAUUAUCUUCAUCACUGCAAACCUGACCCGAUUAUUCAUUGCGACUUAAAGCCAAAAAAUAUCUUGCUGGAUAAUGGGGGCCAGUUGAAGGUGGCAGGAUUUGGUUUGAUCAAGUUAUCGAAAAUUUCACCCGACAAAGUAAAAUUAGCACACCCGGAAUCUCUGAGCCCUAGUCUUUACACUGCUCCGGAGGUAUACAAGAAUGAAAUCUUCAACAGAAGUGUCGAUGCAUUCUCUUUCGGUCUCAUUUUAUAUGAGAUGAUUGAAGGAGCAGCGGUUUUCCACUCAAAAUCUCCGGAAGAGGCAACUAAAAUGAUUUGCUUCGAAGGGAUGAGACCAUCAUUAAAGAACAAAUUGAAGAGUUACCCUCAAGAUCUCAAGGAAUUAAUUGAAGAAUGCUGGGACUCCCAGCCUGCUGUGAGGCCGACGUUUUCCGAAGUAAUCAUUCGACUGGAUAAAAUAUACGCCCAUUGCGCUAAACAAGGACGAUGGAAGGACACAUUCAAGCUUCCUUGGAAAUGAAAGUGAUAUCAUAUUUGCGCUUUAUACGAAGACGAAGAAGCUUAUUCUGUCGAUAUGAAUGUAAAUCAUAUCUUGUAUUACGUACCUUGAUUCGAUUAACAAUGAUUUACUGAUGUGAUCAUUUUCACGGUAAUAAAUAUAUAUAUAAAUCUCAUGAUGAGGCCACAAUACUUGUAAUUUUGUUACUCAAAGCAGUGAAGUAUAAAUGAGAAAGAAUUGUUUCUAAUUUA